Molecule: messenger RNA, 1143 nt
Organism: Theileria orientalis strain Shintoku
Lineage: Eukaryota; Apicomplexa; Aconoidasida; Piroplasmida; Theileriidae
Product: S-adenosyl-methyltransferase
Exons: 8
Coding region: 1-1143 (380 amino acids)
Biological process (GO): rRNA base methylation
Molecular function (GO): rRNA (cytosine-N4-)-methyltransferase activity
Source: RefSeq, a predicted model, not a curated record
AUGAGACAUUUUACUAUUCUAACAUAUGUAUUCUUAAUUUUUAACCUCAAUUCUAAUCCUUCUUUCUCUUAUAUCGCAAACACACCUCAUUUUAAAGCACAUGGGACUUUAUGUAACAUUAAAGGAGCUAGGUGUUCCAAGGGUUCAAAAACACACUUUUCCCUGUCAUCAAACGGUGAAGGCAGCGAAUAUUUCGAACACAUUCCCGUUCUGCUCAGUGAAUCCAUGGAAUACCUCAUCACUGAUCCCAAAGGACUUUAUUUGGAUGUAACUUUGGGUUACGGAGGCCACACUCAGGAGAUUCUAAAUCGCUUGGAUAAAAAGGGGAGGGUUGUUGCAAUCGACAGGGACCCGGAGUCGGUUCAUUUUAACCAAAGAAGACUGAAAAACUAUAUAGACGAAUCACGGUUGUCACUAUUCAUUGGUAAAUUCUCGGACCUACUCUACCUUUUAAAAUCGCAAAACCUUCCCACGCAAGGCUAUGCUGGAAUUAUCGCAGAUUUGGGUCUAUCUACUCACCAGUUAGAGAAGGCUGGGCGCGGAUUCAGCUACCUGAAAGACGGGCCGCUGGACAUGAGGAUGUCGAGUCCUCUGAAUGACCCGUUCAACCCGAGUUACAGCAUAGACAUCAAAGCUUCUGCCAACACGGCAUAUCAGCUGAUAAACAAGUGUGACGAGUCUACGCUGAAGAAGAUAUUGAAUGAGUAUGGAGAGGAGCCCAGGUCUACCUCAAUAGCUAAGUCGAUUGUGGAGAAAAGGAGGGUCUCUGGAGAAAUCACAACCACCCAGAUGCUCUCAAAUGUAAUUAUAUCAUCGUUGCCCCUGUUCAAUAAGAAUAAGAUGAAGACGCUAUCUCGGGUUUUUCAGGCCCUGAGGAUCAAGGUCAAUGAUGAAUUGAAUGAACUCAGCUCCCUUCUGAACAUGGUUCCACAGCUUCUGAAACAUAACGGCAGACUCGUGUGCAUAUCCUACCACUCUCUCGAGGACAGGAUUGUCAAGAACGCCUUUGUGAACCUGAGGAACUUCUCCAGUCCCAAGUUCAACAUUCUCACCAAGAAGUGUGUUAGGCCCACGGCCGAGGAGAUCGCUGCAAACGUUAGGUCUCGGUCAGCUAAAUUACGGUGUAUUGAGAGGAUGCGCUAG